Messenger RNA from Paramuricea clavata, 25709 nucleotides. The record is from the annotation of a GenBank genome assembly. NCBI's taxonomy places the organism in Eukaryota, Metazoa, Cnidaria, Anthozoa, Malacalcyonacea, Plexauridae.
AUGGGAAGGGGUGCAAUAAACGUAGGCUUUAUUUCAAAGAGAGCUAAAUGGAAAAUUUAACAUUAAAUGUUUUUAGAAAUACCUUGUGCGAUAUGGUCACUUAAUUAACAAACCUGACGUGAGAAAACUUUCUCAAAAAUUGAACCUGACUGCUGUGAACACAACAGAAACCCCUUAUACUGCUGACGAGAUUUCAACUGGAAUCAAAAGUCUUCAAAAUUCGCUUGGUAUAAAAGUAACAGGAGAAUUAAAUGAAGACACAUUAAAAAUUAUGCAAGCUCCACGAUGUGCCAUGUCUGACAAGGGUCCAACCAAACCAUUUCAAGUUAAUGUUCACCAUCGCAGCCGAAGGUAUGCGGUAUAUCACAGAACUAGAGCUGGAACUUAUAAAAUAUUUAGAUGGACCAAGAAAUACAUCACGUGGCAAAUCCAUAAGCCGUGGACUGGAAGUAUGUCAAAAGCCAAACAAGAAGAAAUUUUUGAAAAAGCAUUCAAGAUUUGGGAGUAUGCAUCGCCAUUAAAAUUUGAUAAAGGCACAACAACAUCCGGGUCAUGGCCUGAUAUCGAUGUAGAAUUUUACAUAGGUAAGUCUUGAAAUACCACUCCAUUGCCCAUAUGCACUGAUAGGUCUUGCAACAAUACAUGCAGUAUAACAUUAUAACAUGUUUCAGCAAUAACAAUAAGAAGAAAAUUUUUAUUUUAUAAACUGGUAAAAGAAACCGGUCAGUCAAUCAUAGCUAGAUUGGCUGGUAUAAAUUGGUGACCAGUAUUUUUACAAGUGUAUAUUCAAAAGGUUGUCACAACUGCCUUUUUCAUCCAAAGGCUGCGAUCUUGCAAUAAUACAUGCAGUAUAACAUACUAACAUGUUUCAGUAAACAACCAAACUGUAAUCAAAGUAAUAAUAACUCACCAAAAUAUAAUCAAAAUUUUCAGCCUCUCCUGAUUCAUUUUUAGGCCUCCAUUGGCUAGACCACUGCUUGUAUAAUUAAAAAUAAAAAUACGUACUACCUUAUCUUUGUCAGGUAAUCAUAAUGAUGCUCAACAAUUUGAUGGUCCAGGCGGUAAAUUAGGUCAUGCAUUCCUGCCAGGAACCUCUAAAGCUGGGGAUAUUCACAUGGACGCAGAAGAAAAAUGGACUGAAACGUUCUUAUAUAAUGUUGCGGUCCACGAAAUAGGUCAUAGUCUUGGCUUGGGUCAUUCUUGGUACGACGAUAGUGUCAUGUAUUCUGCGUACACAAGAACGAACCCUAUAACUAGCCUUCAUCAAGAUGAUCAAGAUGGCGUGAGCAAAAUUUACGGUAAGAAACAACAUCGCUGAUAGUGUGAACCCGGAUUCUUCCAUAAUACCCUAAACAUCCGAAUAUAUAAGCCCCCAUACCGAAUCUAAGCCUUAGCUCUCCCGUGUAUAAGCCCACCAUUUUCACUAACCUCGGACAAUGCCAAAAAUUGUUAGAAAUUGAGGUCCACGUCGUAUUUUAACCGUAUUUAUUCAUGGUAAAUUAAAGGUGCUUACAGAACGUAUAAAGAAAGCUUAGCGAAGCAGAAAAAGAACAAAGCAUACUGUACAAGCGCGUGACUUGAUCUAACCAAUAAAAAUGUGACUAUAAUUAUGAGUGAGUCAUUAUACUAAUGUCUAUAUGAAGUAUUCAGUUUAACACUCCCAUCUAAUGACUACACAGCAUGUUCUCAGUUCGACUAUACUUAAUAACACAAAUCUAUAUUACGAUUGACUUGUUCUCUAAUAAAAUGAAAAGACACGUCGAUAUGUUUAGUGCGAUUGUGAAAUUUUGAAUUCUUAGAAAGUUCAAUCGCCCUAGCUUGAUUGUCCUCGAAGACUGUCGAUGAAACACUCACUCACACAUGGCCAGAAAUCGAGGUCAGCCGGCGGGUUGUUGACCUGUGGGCUCAAGAUCUAAUUCUAAAUACCUCACUUGUUAUCAUGACAUGCAAUAACGCAAGAAUAUAGCUUACCCACGCUUUUAUAAUAGCGGGAGUAUACAAUUAUUACGUAAUCAUUUUCACUUCGUAUCAUCUUAUCAUGAUAACAAGUCUUCAAAAGUGGACGGCUAUUCUGCAAUCGCUACUAUGCAAAACACUUUAUAUAGCUAUAAUCAAACAAAAAUAAACGUAAAUAGUAAUACUGGUAAAAGUAAUCCCUUUAUUAUUGAAAUCUCAGAACGAAUCUUCGCCAACACAAACCAAAUAUAUUAAAUUUGCCGCGCCAAAUGGCGCUUGUCUUUAUGAAUAUACGAGCAAAUUCUAAGAAUUCUAAUUCUGUGAACUAAGUUGACAAAUGGUUUUUAAAAUAUCCAUAUGAAUUAUAAAUAAAAAUAUGUGGCAUUUGCACAAAUUUGGUAAUAUUUAAAUAUGUCAUAAAAAUAUGUGGUAUUUGACUACAUACCAGAUGAGGAUAAGUUUCCAUGUUGAUAGAUAACUUCGGAAUAGUUUCGAAAGAGUAUAGGGAGAAAACAAGACAGCCAAAAUUUCUGAAGCCAAAAUGGCAAACACAAUAUAAACACCUGAAUAACACGAGGCUAAACCAUGCCCGUUCGCAGGUUAGAUGGCGGACACGAUGUGACAUAUAAUCGCUGAUUGGCUGAAAUUAAUAUAUAAGCUCGUCGCUGAAUGGCUAUGUGCUAACAUACUGUCACGGGCACAUCAUAUAUAUCUGCUUCGCAGAUACAAACAUCUCAGGAAUGUAAAAUGGCAGCAAAAAGCGAAGUGGAGAGCAAUAAUCUCAGCGCUUGGUGGACUAAAUUAGUCACGAAUCUGCGGCAUGAAAAUGCUAUGUUUCAAGUCGUUCGGGAACAGGUUUAAGCAGGCCGUUGAGCCUUUAAAUGCGGCUAAAAGCAAGGUAUUGUCCACCUCGAAUAUGCGUAGACGUGGGACCGUGCGAAAAGUCGACCAUAUGUGGCCAAAUUUACGUAUAGGAAAACUUCACUUCGGCAAAUCAUGUCGAUUUAGUAGGCGUUUAUAUACAAAGCGAGAAGUAGAAAUAUAAAUCUCUCUGGAACAUAUCUACGCUACUCGGAUUGUCGCUAGAUUUUCCGGAGUUAAUACGCCGCCAUUUUUAAUUUAUUUGGUGAAAGCUUAAGAGGGAAUCUCCACUAUCACCGAGCAACUGGUGGCACAUGAUGAAAAAUGAAAUGUUUUCUUAUUUUGUCCAGUGAUACACUAAUGUAUACUUAGAAACGUGAUGGGGUUUGUUUUCUGAAAUAUUAUUUUAAACGCCGAAAAAUUAUCAAAACCUGACAUGUACCCAAGAUUCGUGAAAUUAGCUAAAAACAUAGUGAGUCAUAGUUUCUCGAAAACUUCGUUUUGCUCAGUUCGCGUUUUCAGGAAACCUCACUUUCGGUUUUUAAACGUGUAUAUAAGAUGUUUAUAAACAACGGUAGUCUAUUUUGCAAUCUUUUAAAUGAUGUUUCAAAGUCAAGGCAAGCGUGUAAAAAUCGCCUUAUUUUGCGAUCCAAAAAAUUCUAAAUUGUUACACUUUUUGAAAAUUAAUUUUCCGUAUCCAGGAAAACUCCAAUUUCCUUGAAAUUUAGGGAAUUUAAAGAGAAACUGUUGCUCUAAAAGCUGAUAUAAAAAUUAUUUUGGGGCUUUUUGUUACCGCGGAAUUAUACUGACUAUAAUAUCGGGAAAAUCACAAGAAAAACCUUAAGUUAAAAAAUUUUAAGUUUGGUACAUUUUUUGAAAAUCAAUUUUCCCUUUCCGGUAAAACUCCGAUUUCCUUCAAAUUUAGACAAAUGUAUGAGCAAAUGUUGCUCUCAAAUCUGGUGUAAAAAAUAUUAUGGGGUGUUUUGUUAUCACGAAAUUAUAAUGUCUAUAAUAUACAGCCGAUUAUGUAGACAGACACUUAUAGACAGGCAGUACGUCUAGACACAGUCUGCUCAGAUAGACUGUCGAAGCGUGAGGAUUUAUACUUGUUUUCUCUUGUUAUUUGGUUUUGACAGAUAAAUUAUAAAUUAUUUUAAAUUAUUUUGCUUGUUUAUCGGGAUUUUAGAGAAAUAAAUAGUCAAUAUGAUUAUAUGAACAUCAUGUUGCAAAAGCUCCGUGCGCGUGACUUGCACAUAAUAAUUAAUAGACAAAAGUCAGUUAUUGAUAGCCUGCUUAAAUCCACUACUCAAAGUCUCAAUAGCUCGUAAAAUCAAUCCGUAUUAUCUACUUUUUUCAAACUGAAAUAUAUGUGCUUAGUUUUCUCUGAAGUAGUCGCAUAAAUCAUUGAGAUUAGGGCUAGAUUUUAUUAAACUCGCGAUGUGACUACAAUGACAAUGUCAAUGUAAUUAGUGACGUGUUUGACAGUUUGUAUAAAUAAACUUCCGAAUACACAGAAAUUAUUAUACAAAUAAUGAAUGUUUAUGAGUGCAAUGGUAAGAAUAUUUUCAUGAGGUGAAGGAUGGAAUGUUCCAUUCAACGAGGCGACAGCCGAGUUGAAUGGAACAUUCCAUCUUUCACCGAAUGAAAAUAUUCUUACCAUUGCACAAAAAACAUUCAUUAUUUGUUUUAUAUAAUACCAAAAUAGACUAAUAGAUUCGUAUGAGAAGCAUUUUGAGGGAUGCGACUUAUCGAAAUCACAAAGAGUGCAAUUGUACUAUACGUUUUAUUCCAUUGCACUCGCAGAGAGUGCAAUGGAACGUAUUCCAUUGCACUCUUGGGAAAUGGAAUUUUCUAUUCAAUAUCACGUGACCAUAAACAGCCAAUUGAACGAUCAGAAUUCAAUAAGGUAUUAUAUAAAAAGUAAUAUCAAACCUGAUGUAUAGAACAUACGCUGAAUUUACUUUGUUAUAUGCACAAUAACUGCAUGUAAGCGACUUGCUCUUUUAAGAAACCAAUUUGCUAAUAAUCAUUCUUUUUUCAAAAUCAUGCGGACCUUAUUUAUCAUUUAAAUAAUAUACCCUUAAAAUACUGACAAUUGAUUAAUUUUAAGCAGCUACAUUAUCCAUGACAAACUGCAAAAAAUGAAGAUAUUACCCAUACUUUUCUGCAACUUAUCCAACAUAUCAGACUUGUAAACACGAUGUCAUACCCUAUAGGGAGUAUCGUUAAGUUGAAGUUCUGAGCAAUUUCAGAACUCUGUACGUCGCCGCCAUGCCAUUAAGUUGGGGCCAUGGUCCCGCUUCCCCGGGUCCUGGAAUUUAAUGAAGUGUGACGUGCGUAUUUUGAGCAAUGUAAAUUAGUCGCACUUCAUGAUAUAACAAAAUUGCUCGUUACAAAUUGUAUGAAAUUCCAUGUCUUAAACAAAAAACCAAAUGUUGUUGAAUGCUAUUGAUCGUCUUCUUUCACUACAUAACUUCUGGUGCAUUCCUAAUUUCGUUUAAAAAAUAUUUAAAAUUAUCUAACUUUUGUUUAGGGCUGAAACACGUAUUUCAAUUGCUCGAUCAAAAUACGUUACACUUCAUUGAAUCCCGGGUAAGAGGGAUCAUAUAAACAGCCUCUUAUAAUCAAAUUUGUCAUGAAAGCGAAACGCAAAUUUUGUAUCAUCGCCUCUGAUCAUCGCCCAUGUUUGUAUAUUUUAAAUCCCAAUGUAUAUUAAAAUACGUAUACUUUCAAACAUCAAACCUCGCAUCAGACUUACAGUUCUUCAGCGAAACUUUCAGUAUGCAUAGAUUAUAGCCAUAGGCGAAAUUCUUCAGUUUUGAGAGCAAAACUAAUUGUUUUGCCGCGUUUGGAAGCUUUCAAAAUGGUUGUAAAACUUUUAAAAUGGAUAAAAAUUUACUAUUUUCGACCCUCGACCUCGACGUACGACCCUCGUUAUAAGCGUCAAUUGCAUUUAGGUAAUCAGUUCCACAGUUUAGCUCCAUCACAACAGAAGCUUUUCUUAAGGUCGAGAAAUAAGCGAGAUUUAAAAAAAGCUUUUAAAUGUUUUCCACGUCAUUUUAAAAGUUCUUUCAGAUAAGGGAAUCUAAUUUCUAUAUUCAUGCUAUUUCCGAUCAUAUCCCUCAACAGGGCCGUUCCUAGACGCGAUAAUGGGGGGGGGGGUAUAUUCAUAUAUUCAUGCUCGCUACCGUAAAAACAAUCGCUUUCAAAAGAAAUCCGUCGGGCAGAAGACGAAUAUAUGAACAUACACCCCCAAUUAUCACGCUAGGAACGGCCCUGUCCCUUUAAUUAAACGACUGAACUUGCCCGGCUUCAAUGAAAAUAAGGCCGAAGUUUGACGCUUAAACUGGACUGCUUAGAGCACAACAUGCUCAAAUAUAAGUAAUUAACUGUUUAUAGUAAGUAUAUAUAGCCUUGAAUCUAGCGAGUGUACAAGUGUUUCUAGUUUAUUUUAAUUGGCGCGCAUGGAUCGAUCAAUUGAAACAAGAAUUUGAAGCAGAAAUCUUAGUCUUGGAGAGUUUAACAGCGUAUUUUUAUCUAGAAAUAGGCAAACUAGUUUAAAAUGAUCUACGUCUUAUAUUUCCUAUCAAUAACAAGAGAAAACAAGCAAGAAUGAUUAAGGUUCGACUGUCUAUAGUUGAAGAAAAGUGCCUAAUUGUCUGAGGAUUUUUAAGGUUUUUUUGUGAUUUUCUCGAUAUUAUAGUCAGUAUAAUUCCGCGGUAACAAAAAGCCCCAAAAUAAUUUUUACAUCAGUUUUAGAGCAACAGUUUGUCUUUAAAUUCCGUAAAUUUCAAGGAAAUUGGAGUUUUCCCGGAUACGGAAAAUUAAUUUUCAAAAAGUGUAACAAUUUAGAAUUUUUUGGAUCGCAAAAAAAGACGAUUUUUACACGCUUGUCUUGACAUUGAAAAAUCAUUUCAAAAAUUGCAAAUUGGACCCACGUUCUUUAUAAACAUCUUAUAAACACGUUUAAAAACGAAAGGUGAGGUUUCAUCACACGCCAAUUGAGAAAAACGAAAUUUUCGAGAGGCCGUAGCUCACAAUAUUUUUUGCUAAUUUCGCGAAUCUCGGGUAUGUGUGAGGUUUUGAUAAUUUUCGGCGUUUAAAAUGAUAUUUCAGAAAACAAACCCCACCACGUUUCUGAGUACACAUUAGAGUAUCACUGGAAAAAAUAAGAAGAUUUUUUAUUUUUCCUCAUGUGCCACGUAUUCUCGAUUUUGCUCGGUUUUAGUGGACAUUGUCUCUUAAGGUGGCUCCAUACACUUUUCAUCAUUGGGGGACUGGUACCUAAUCUUGAGUUUUCGCGCGAAAAUGUUAAAAAUAUAUGCAAAAAUAAAAACAACUUUUACUAUAGCCACAAAAUAGAAUAUUAAUGAGCUACCCAAUUUAACUACUUUUGUAUAGCCACAAAAUAGAAUAUUACUGAUGAGCUACCCAAUUUAUCCUUUUCAAAAUGGCGGCUUUUCGUGAGUGAGCAAAGUGUUUCGAACAAUUUCGUUAAAAUUUUCAACGAAUUGUACCUGUUUUCUAUGAAUUUUGCAUUGUGUCUAACUCUGGACAUUCUUGCUAGUUUAGUUAAUCAUUUUUCUUGGUGCACGACUCUGAAAAACCGAAAUUUGGAUUGUUGAAUUCCCGUGCACGAUCAUAAUAUACUGAAUCUGAAUAUAAACGAGCCAAAGACAAUUUCAAGGUAAAAGGUUAUAACUUAAAAUAGAUAACUACUUGAUGAGAAGCAUAUUGGUGUCAUAUCAAUAUAAAAUUUAUCCAACAACAGUCCCUAAGACUUAUAAUACUUGUAGAGUUAUAGUUAGCUGUAAACGUAAACUGCAGUGUGAAAUAUGAUAUUGUUUUUGUAAUGCCUAAUGUAAUGGCGCAACGAGGAUAAAAAUACCACCGUUCGAUUCAGUGUAAGAAAUUGUACUUACGGAUGUCAAAUGUAUUACUAAACAACAAUAUUCUAGUAAUUUAUGGCCUUUGAAAAUCAAGCGAAAUUGUAUUAUUGACUAAUCGCUCGCAUGCAGUACGUGUUGUUGACAAUCACUUGACACUCGCCGCAGUACGUUUGUAUUUGUAAUGCCUAAUGGCGCAACUGAUAAGGAUAAAAAUACCACCGUUCGAUUCAACGUAAGAAAUUGUACUUACGGACGAGGGGCAUUUCACUCCAAAAAUCCCGUACACUUCGUCAAAAAAUCCGGAAAAAAUCCGAACAAAUCCGCAAAAUCCAACAGAUUUUCUCUUUGAAAAAUCCACUAAAAAUCCGGGAAAAAUCCGCUAAAUCCGCUAAAAAAUCCGCGGAUUUUUAAAAAUCCGAAAAUCCCGUACACUUCGUCAAAGAAUCCAGAAAAAAUCCGAACAAAUCCGGAAAAUCCAAACAAAUUCGGAAAAUCCAACAGAUUUUCUCUUCAAAAAUCCGCUAAAAAAUCCGGGAAAAAUCCUCUAAAAAAUCCGCGGAUUUUUAAAAAUCCGAAAAUCCCGUACGCUUUUUUGGAGUGAAAUGCCCCUCGCUUACGGAUGUCAAAUGUAUUACUAAAACAACAGUAUUCUAGCGGCGUUUGUCUUUGAAAGCCAAGCGAAAUUGUAUAUUGUUCACAAAUUGCUCAGUCAAAAUUAUUAAACUAAUUAUAAAAAUAGGUACGCACUGCGUACAUGUUGCAUGCCAUCUGAAACUUAUGAUCAUAAAUAUCUUAUAUAAGAUAUCUAUGCUUAUGAUGCGCUAUAGCGCUUAUAACCUUUGGUACAACUGGCGUGAAACUUAAAAGAUCGACUCAAUAAAUUUAAUAUCAAUAUAUUUAUUGCAAAAUAGCUAUUAUGUGAAAAUAAGAAAACUUAAGACUCUCACGCGAAUAUAGACAAUGUUUUUUUUUAAUUAAGCGACCCUUAAUAGUUAGUUGCAAGCGACGGUAAUAAUAACAUUAAAGGGAUUAAGGGACCCUACAGUCAUUUUUUAGUCGAAAAGCCACCUUAAGUAGGGGACUCCACGGAAAUUCGUUUGGCUGUAUCUUACAUGCAGUAUCCAUGAAUAUGACAACUUCCGCACACCGGAGGACACAUGCAUGCCGUGAUGCGCAUGUCAAGUAGCGACAAUAACAAAAAUGUAAACAAUACUUACCUAACUAAAAAAUGACUGUAGGGCCCCUUUAACAAUGUCAAGCGGGUCAAGGUUUUAUCAAAAGCGAUUGACUGUUAGAUUUACUUUACAAAUUAAUAACUAAAUAACGUUUGAAUAUUUCCUAUAGAUAUAGCUUUAUUGUAACUUUUUAAUUGGUACAAAAAACGCGUGGAAACGGUGAAUUACUACAAUAGAUUGAAAAUGAUUAUUUAUAAUUUUGACGUUUGAGUGAUUGAAAUGAGUUCAUUUACACUAUAUCGAAUGUCAUGUUGAAUCGUAUGCGUACUUCACAAUGGUUGCUAUUUCGUUGUAUAUUUCAAUCUCGAUUUCAAUUGUAUUACUAUUUAUAAUUUAAAUUGUGUUUGAUAUUUAUAUUUCAUGUUGUUUACAAAAUAUGCUGUAGUUUUGAAGCUUUGCACACAAUAUAAUCAGUGCGAGCACAAUGGCUCCGUUUCAAUCUCGUUCCCCGAGCCUGCGAUCAUUGGGAAGGAAACGAAGGCUCUGGGAUAAUCCAUCUCAGAAAUGAAUAUGAUUGGUUGCUGGUAUACAAUGGAAUGUUGCAAUUUUGCAAAAAUUAAUUUUUAACCGUAUAUUUUUAUAGACAACAUGGCGGCCGUUUAGGAGUGUACGAAUAUUGUUUUGGUUUUUCAGAGCUGUGCUAUAUACUAAUACUACAAAGGAAAUGCAAAGAAACGUAUACUUAAUGCGUAUAAUAUCACAACAGUUAAAUGGAGCGUGAAAACUUUACUCAUAUUUCGUGUUGUACAGGUUUUCUGUAGUUUUACUGUAAUCUAUACAUAGUAUACAGUACUGUCAGUACACUGUUCUAUUUGACUAUAAUAUCAAAUAUGUGCUAUAUUUUGCAAAUACUAUUUGUGUCAGAAAUGGUUAAUAACUUUAUUAAUCUGUCUUUGUGUUAUCUAAUUGCGAAGAACUAGCUAAUAACUAGUUUCAAUACAUCCAAUCUUGGGAUUUACUGUUAUAUAUUUUAUUAUUUAAUGUAUAUACUGUACUGUAAACUUUUCAAGUGCAGGAGUAUGAAAUACUCAUUUUAACUUGUAGCAUGUAACCCUUCCCUAUAUGGGUACAUAUGAAUCUUUUGCUGUUAUAAUUUAUUUAUAGAAAGGGUUCAAAAAACCUUUAUUCUCUAAAUAAACCACAAUUUCACAGGCAGUGAUAUUUUAAACUUAUUUUAAACUGGUUAUGACCCCCUGUAGGGAACCACCUAGGGUGCAGGUAUAAUUUUGUGAUGAAUGAUAAAAAAUUGCCCAAUAUAAAUGCCGAGCCAUAGAAAUAUUUUUAUUACCAUGGUCAUGACAACUACCCUGUCAGUUUGAUUGCAAUAUCAAAACUUGUUAUUUACACUAUAAAACAACACAUACCUACUCUGAGAAGGGGAUGGGCAACAAAAACUCAUAUAUUUCAGUUUUUCCCUUCCUAUCCAAUUCAAAUCAUGCUGGCCACAAAAACAAUUUCCUGAUUGCGAUACAAUAAAUUGCCAAAUGACUGACAAUUUGGGCUAGUGACGCCCCUGAAUGCUACAAUGAUAGCUGGCAACCUCUAUUGCUAUUAUAUCUCCAACCUUGAAUGUCCUAUUUAGUACAGUAGUUAAUUCAUUAAUGGCAGUAAUCAACAUGAAGUCAAGUACAUUUCUGGCCAUUGAUGAGAAAUAUUGUCCAGAAGCAGGGAUGGAUUUACUGGGGGGGGGUGCACCCCCCUAGCCCUGGCCAAAGAUGUUGCAGGGGAGGUGCUAUUUUUCAUGAUAAAGCAAAAAAGACGAAAUGAGAUACAGUAAUUUGAGUAAUAACAUGAUGAUAAGUGAACUGUGAACAAUUACAAUUCAAAUACAGUAGUUGAUGGGCGGGCGGCACACAUGACCAACACAACUCGGCACCAGAGGCACCCCCCCCCCCCUACCAGAUCAUGCUGGAUCCAUCCCUGUCCAGAAGUACAGUGAAAUAACAAAAUAGGGUGCACUAAAGAGCAUUGUGGCUUAAUGAUCUAAUGAGAUAAUUAACCAAAGAUAGGUAGACAUGCAGAUGGACUGGUUAACCCAUUUUUUUUUCCUUUUAUUGCCCAUAUAUUAUAACAUAUAAAUAUUUACAUUAAAAAAAAAUUAGAUUAAUGUUAUGGUAGGGGCCUACCAGCAACCUUAACAGGCUUUUAUUUAAGACCCCUAUUGAUAUAAAAUUUAGAUGCUAGUUCUAACUACAGACUAUACAGUCAACCAAAUUUAAAAUAUAUUACAAUAAGUAUUAUAGUUAAAAGAAAAGAAAGAGAGAAAAUGUGAAAGCUAUUUACAGCAUAAAGUGUUACAUUGUACAUAUAAUUUGAUUAAUUACUUGAAAUUUGAAGGAAGUGUUCUUUUAUAGUAUUUUUGAAAGUAUUACGAGAAGUGAUAUUUUUAAAAUGACAUUCAAGUCCAUUCCAAACAUCGACUCCUUUAUUUGAAAGAGUAUGUUUUACAUAGUUCGUUCUUUUGUAUGACUUGUGGAGUUGUGUUUUAUUUCUUGUAUUGUGUUGGUGGAUUUGAUCAUUGGUCACAAAGUAAUCAGUGAAUACCUCUGGUAGAUUUUUGGUGUAGUGAUAUCGAAACAUAAAUAAACUUAUUAAAUAAUCAUUAAUUUUAUAAAUAUCUAGAAUUUUUAAGUCUUUAAAGAUUGGUUCGCUAUGUGCCAAAUAAGAGUUGAAAGUCACAAGGCGCACAAUUUUUUUUUGAACAUUCAUAAGUUUUUGGAUUCUUUUUUUGUAGGUAUUACCCCAGAUUAUAUUUCCAUAGAUAAGAUAUGGAUAGACUAAAGCAUAGUAAAUAAGCUUAAGAGCAUUUAAAUUUGUAAAAUGUCUUAUUUUUGCUAUUACUCCAGCAGAUUUAAUAACUUUUUUUGCUAUUAAAUCCACAUGUUCAUUCCAUGUCAAGCAUUCAUCAAUAACAAUACCAAGGAAUGUGGUAUUUUUUUGCCUGUUUUAAUAUUUCUUUGUUUAUUUCUAUUGUUACAUCAAAAUUCUGUUUUUUGUUAUAAGAUCUAAAUAGAAUAAACUUUGUUUUUGAAGUAUUUAUAGAUAAUUUAUUUAUAUUUAACCAUUCAGCUACUUUAUUAAUUUCUACUUGCAUAAUUUCAUUUAAUGUUUUAAGACAUUUAUGCUUGUUAAAAAGGGACAAAACAUCAAGAUCCAUAUAUGUAUGUCAAAAUUUGAUAUAUAUGUAUUAAGAUUCAUAUAUAUGUAUCAAAAACCGUAUAUGUAUGUCAAGAUUCAUAUAUAUAUGUCAAGAUUCAUAUAUAUAUGUCAAGAUUCAUAUAUAUAUGUCAAGAUUCAUAUAUGUAUGUCAAGAUUCAUAUAUGUAUGUCAAGAUUCAUAUAUAUAUGUCAAGAUUCAUAUAUCAAGAUUCAUGUAUGCUUUAAUGAAGUACUUCUUGACCGUUUAAUUAUACCGCUGACCAAAUAUUUAUGUAAACAUUAAUAAUAUAGCGAUUAAAGAUGGCGCAUUUCAUAGAUAAUCUUAGACAGUUCUUUGAAGAGUUUUUAAGAUGUAUUGGGGAAGCAAUUGCGGGGAUGAGUUCAGAAUACGAACCAAAUCGUGUGGACAACCUGUUAUACAGGCUAUCGGAAUUUGAAACCACACUUGGAUUAAUUUCAAGUCGUGUUGGAGAAUAUGACACUGAUGACAGCGUUGAUCAGUUGUUGGAAGACCUGGAACGGCUCUUAGCCACUGUGCGUCUUCUAAAAACCAGAUAUCAAGAUAGGCAUGUUGAAUUGAACACCUCUUCCGAUAUCGAAUCGCCACACCGCAGUUGUCCUGUUCAUUAUUUAGGGCACGCUUGUCGUCCACGGCUUGUUGUUGACAAAGUUGUUGUUCAGCAACUGCGUGAAGAAUCCAUGAAAUGGGUAGACAUUGCAAGAAUUCUUGGAAUUUCCCCCAAGACUUUGAUUCGUCGACGUAGGGAAUUUGAAAUGCCCAUUGGUGCUGAUGCCUUCACAUGUCUUGAAGAUGGUAAUUUAGACGGACAUGUACGAGAAAUUUUGCGAAUAAAUCCUGAAGCAGGUACCGUAUAUUUUAAUAUGUGUAACACAACCCCAGGGACGCCGGAAAGGGAGGGCGCAUCGCCCCCCUCCCUCCCCCUUGUCCUUUAGUAAGGGGGGCAGGGUGAAAGUGCCCUUAGAUAAAAAUUCUAACCCAAAAAAUAUGAGGUACAACGAUUAAAAAGUAUGAAUUACGGGUGAAAUGGACGUCAUAUUGAUAUAUACGUGAAAUUUUGUGGAAUAUUGUGUCAAAAAUUAGGUUAACUUUUAAAACUUUUUUGCCCUUGUUUUUUCCGGAAUAUUUUUUGCCCUAGUUUUGGUGAAUUGAAUUUUUAUUUAAAAAAUUUUUCGUAAACGAAAUAUUAGUUUGUGAUUGGCCUUACGUCAACAUUGCCCCCCCUGUGCCCUACCCUCGCUCCGGUGUCCCUGCAUAAUCCUAUAUAAAGUAGCAUGAAAUUAACAUCCCUGUCUAAUAACGCUCGAUUUGCAUGCUUCUCUCUAAAAGUACGAAAACGUAAUACCGAGAUGAUUAUUAGAUAAUUUACAAUAUGACGGAACUUGUUAAUAUAGGACACUCGAUCGCUUGUGCUUUUCCUAGGACUUCGUCUAGUUGAAGGAGGGCUCAGAGCAAAGAAAUUAAAGAUUCAACAGAAUCGUGUUCGGGAAUCUAUUGCACGAGUUAAUCCUGUUCUCUCAGCAGUGAGAGGACACAGCUUCAAGAUUGUCAGGUAGCGAUACUGAUAAAAACGUUGCAGAGGAGAGUGAUUCUCUUCGGCAGAUACGACAUGGUGGUUGUGAGCGGCUAUAAAUUCAGAAAUAGAUCGGUUUAAACCUGGCAAAAAAAUGAAGUGAAUGCUGUACAAAAAAAAAAUCUCAUUUCCAAGUCCAUUUUCGCGAUUUUGAUAUUCCAUGUAAUCAAGAACUAAAAGGUAUUUUUGAAUGCAGUACUCGUCGUCAGUUGUUGUUUCGAGGAUUCGUUGCAAGUCAGCAUCAAUUUCUUCCGUACUUUCGAUAGGAGAUUCUGGAACAACCACAUUGUUGGAAGUUUGAAGUUCCGGUACGUUACCACUCUCGUCAAUUCCAUAGUCAUUCAUAUCUGGCUGAACACCAUCAAGUACAUCUUCAACUGCCCUGUAACCGCUCUGACUAUUGCACAGCAUUCCCGUUAUCCACAACUGCCUUGGCGUCGUAUUGCUUUCAGUGGUAAGGCCAUGAUAAUUCCAGACUCUAGUCAGUUCCUCUAGGGAGUUAUUAACUUCUGGGAGGUACACAUAUUGAAGACAAAAUAGAUGAAUUUCGUUCAGUGGAUCAAACAAUCCACUUGUUUCUAGGUACAUGAAUAUGUUCUUAAACUUGCUUACCACCGUACGAUUAACUUCUCUCCAUAAACGUUCUAUUCGUUGGUUGUGAACCGACUUACCAGUUAUUGUGCUGCCUCUGUUCAAGCCUCGUUCACGCAACAUGAACCGUGCUACCUCGACAUUUUCCAAACCUUGGUCUGAACGAACACGAGACGGUAGGUUGUAAAGGCUGACAGCCUCUUGGAAAAGAUCAAGAACAGUAUUGGCCUUGUUAUUUGUUGAAGCCCUUAAUAUAUACGAUAAGGCGGGAAUACCCGUCAAUCCCACCAUGAAUGACAAUUCUGUACGGUUCUAUCAAUUUAUGAUCGCCAUCAAUAUGCCGGAGGGCAUUUGGGCAAGGUACAGAAUACUUUCGCCUGACAAUCUUGAAGCUGUGUCCUCUCACUGCUGAGAGAACAGGAUUAACUCGUGCAAUAGAUUCCCGAACACGAUUCUGUUGAAUCUUUAAUUUCUUUGCUCUGAGCCCUCCUUCACCUAGACGAAGUCCUAGGAAAAGCACAAGCGAUCGAGUGACCUAUAUUGACAAGUUCCGUCAUAUUGUAAAUUAUCUAAUAAUCAUCUCGGUAUUACGUUUUCGUACUUUUAGAGAGAAGCAUGCAAAUCGAGCGUUAUUAGACAGGGAUGUUAAUUUCAUGCUACUUUAUAUAGGAUUAUGCAGGGACACCGGAGCGAGGAUAGGGCACAGGGGGGCAAUGUUGACGUAAGGCCAAUCACAAACUAAUAUUUCGUUUACGAAAAAUUUUUUAAAUAAAAAUUUAAUUCACCAAAACUAGGGCAAAAAAUAUUCCGGAAAAAACAAGGGCAAAAAAGUUUUAAAAGUUAACCUAAUUUUUGACACAAUAUUCCACAAAAUUUCACGUAUAUAUCAAUAUGACGUCCAUUUCACCCGUAAUUCAUACUUUUUAAUCGUUGUACCUCAUAUUUUUUUGGUUAGAAUUUUUAUCUAAGGACACUUUCGCCCUGCCCCCCUUACUAAAGGACAAGGGGGGGGGGAGGGGGGCGAUGCGCCCUCCCUUUCCGGCGUCCCUGGGGUUGUGUUACACAUAUUAAAAUAUACGGUACCUGCUUCAGGAUUUAUUCGCAAAAUUUCUCGUACAUGUCCGUCUAAAUUACCAUCUUCAAGACAUGUGAAGGCAUCAGCACCAAUGGGCAUUUCAAAUUCCCUACGUCGACGAAUCAAAGUCUUGGGGGAAAUUCCAAGAAUUCUUGCAAUGUCUACCCAUUUCAUGGAUUCUUCACGCAGUUGCUGAACAACAACUUUGUCAACAACAAGCCGUGGACGACAAGCGUGCCCUAAAUAAUGAACAGGACAACUGCGGUGUGGCGAUUCGAUAUCGGAAGAGGUGUUCAAUUCAACAUGCCUAUCUUGAUAUCUGGUUUUUAGAAGACGCACAGUGGCUAAGAGCCGUUCUAGGUCUUCCAACAACUGAUCAACGCUGUCAUCAGUGUCAUAUUCUCCAACACGACUUGAAAUUAAUCCAAGUGUGGUUUCAAAUUCCGAUAGCCUGUAUAACAGGCUGUCCACACGAUUUGGUUCGUAUUCUGAACUCAUCCCCGCAAUUGCUUCCCCAAUACAUCUUAAAAACUCUUCAAAGAACUGUCUAAGAUUAUCUAUGAAAUGCGCCAUCUUUAAUCGCUAUAUUAUUAAUGUUUACAUAAAUAUUUGGUCAGCGGUAUAAUUAAACGGUCAAGAAGUACUUCAUUAAAGCAUACAUGAAUCUUGAUAUAUGAAUCUUGACAUAUAUAUAUGAAUCUUGACAUACAUAUAUGAAUCUUGACAUACAUAUAUGAAUCUUGACAUAUAUAUAUGAAUCUUGACAUAUAUAUAUGAAUCUUGACAUAUAUAUAUGAAUCUUGACAUACAUAUACGGUUUUUGAUACAUAUAUAUGAAUCUUAAUACAUAUAUAUCAAAUUUUGACAUACAUAUAUGGAUCUUGAUGUUUUGUCCCUUUUUAACAAGCAUAGACAUUUGUUACUAUGAGAUAUCGUUGUGUCAUCCGCAAAUAAUAUAAAUGAAACUAUUUUACUGCAAUGCUGUAUAUCGUUUAUAUACAAAAGGAACAACAGUGGUCCCAGAAUGGAACCCUGGGGGACUCCACUUGUGAUUGUCAUUUCUUUUGAUCUUACCUGAUUGUAUUUUACAAUUUGUUUUCUAUUUGUUAAAUAAUCUUGAAACCAUUGUUGAGAUAUUCCUCUUAUGCCAUAAUAUUCUAAUUUUUUAAUCAGAAUCCUGUGAUUAAUUGUGUCAAAAGCCUUGGACAAAUCUAAAAAUAUACCAAUAGUGUAUUCUCCUUUAUCUAUUGCUCUAGUAAUUUUAUCUAAAAGUUCAAUAAUUGAAAAAUCUGUUGAUCUGUUUUGUCUAAACCCAUAUUGAUGUUUUGAUAAUAUCUUGUUUUUUUCUAUGAAGUUGAUUAAUCUUUUGUACACGAGUUUUUCUAAUAAUUUUGAAAAACAUGAAAGAACAGAUAUAGGUCUGUAAUUGUUAAAUUUAUUUUUUUCAUUAGCUUUAAAAAUAGGUGUAACUAGUGCUAUCUUUAGCUUAUCAGGGAUAAUACCACUUAGGAAAGUCAAAUUAAAUAUAUGAGCAAGAGGCUCAGAAAUAUUGCUGGCAGUUAAUUUUAAGAAUUUCGAACUAAUAUUAUCAUAUCCAGGACUUUUAUUUUGAUUCAUAUUAGAUAUUUCUAAUUCUAUUUCAUUUUUGGUAAUUGCUUCAAGAAACAUGCUGUCUUUGUACAAAUUACUAGUGAGAUAGUGCUCAAAUGUUUUUUGACCAUCAUUUUCGGUAAUCUUUUUGGCCAGUUCUGGUCCAACAUUCACAAAAUAUUCAUUGAAUUUGUUGGCUAUAUUAAGAGGAUCUUUAAUUAACUCAGAGGGGUUAUUCCCAACAAAUUCUUCUGGUAGUUCUUUUUUUACUUUAUUUCUAUUCAUGAUUUCAUUUAAUGUUUUCCAUGUCAUUCGAGCAUCAUAUUUAUAUUUUACUAGCUGUUCUUCAUAAUAUAUUUUUUUGGCCAUUUUUAUUAUAUGAUUUAGUUUAUUUUUAUACUUUUUAUAUUUAGUUUUGUUUUUUUCACUUGGGUUUCGUAAGAACGUUUUAUACAGCUUAUUUUUCCUCAUCACUGAUUUUAUAAUGCAUCUGGUCAUCCAUGGACUUUUGCCUUGAUCAAUAUUAUUUUUAAGAUGUUUUGGUCUUAAUGGGAAGUUAGUUUCAUAGGUUGUUGUGAAUAUUUUAGAAAAUUCAUUAAAAGAUUUUGUCGGAUUUUCUUGAAUAAAUACAUUCAAAUACCAAGUCCAAUACUUUCCCUUAACAAGAAAAAAUUCUGGCGUAAAACAGUUUAAAAUAACAAGGUAGGGCAAACUGAGGCACAUUGCAGCUUAACUUGCUCCAACUCUAUCAUUACAAACUGUAAAUCUUUAAUAGUACUUCCUAUCCAGACACAAAAUUUGGUUACAAUUCAAUAAUUUGAAAAGUGCAUCCCUAACCUACUAAACUGCUUGCAAAUAUUAAAACAUAUAAGGAAAGCUAUAAGGGCAGUUAAAAAAUAUAACAAGGAUUUGGUUUAUAAACUGUUAAUUUCUAGAGAUGAUCACACAAUACAAACAUGGAAUUCACUAUAUUCAUAUUUUUAAUGAUAUGUUUUAUAAGUCUAAAUUUCUUUUAAUAUUCCUCUGAUAUACAAAUCUUCUGAAAACUUUAAUAUUAUCAAGGUUUAUAACCGACUUAAUAUUAGAAUUGAGACUCUCUUCAGGUAUUUUAAUAUAAUUACAGUAGCUGAGUAGCAAUUAACACACAGUACAUUGUAAUUGUUUUUGUUCUUGAAAAUUGCCCUUUCCACGCGCUCUUUCAACCAUUAGAAACAUAAUAGCGUUAAACGGCUAAAUUAUGCUGGUGAAACCACAAAUGUCUCUACAUUUAAAGCUUUUUCAAACUGACACAGAGGCCGGAAUGGACAAGAUUACAAUUAAUUGUGACAUUUUUCUUCGACAACAGCACUCUUCGCGGCACCUGGCGGCUCUAUACUGACCCUGUUUCACACGCAAUAUUUUCCUUAUUCAGUCACUAACACACCUUUUGUAUCCCACUAUGAAGAACAUCAACAUUUCCACCAAAACCCAGAAAAAUCAUCAUUUUAUAGACGAAACAAUAAAAUAUUUCAAACAAUUUGUUUUGCUUUUGGCAACGCAUGCGCAGUUCGGUCGACAUACAGUUUUCUGUAUGUCUGAGAUGGAUUAUCCCAGAGCCUUCGUUUCCUUCCCAAGGAUCGCAGGCUCGGGGAACGAGAUUGGCUCCGUUUCAGUUCGAGUAUAUAAAAAUCGAGUAUUUUGAUAGACUUGAUAGCGUUCGCGGCUUUGAGGCUUUCACGAUAUAUAAAUAUAAACGCGUGAUAGUUGAUAAAUAAUCAGUGCGAGCACAACGGCUCCAAAAUCACAACAAAUAACAAAAUAUAAGGUAAGUUAAAACAGUAAAGCUUUACCUACCUCGAUUUAUUUUUCUAAGGCGCUCGAUUAUGUAAAUUUUCGGCGAAUAAUCAAUAUAUAAAUUUUCUUUGCGUUUCCUUGACGAAAACCCGGCAUGAAAAUGCUCGUCGGAAACUCGGUAUUUGUCGUAUUUUACGAAUCUGCCACGUGACUGGUACGCUCACCGAUCACCGCUCACCGAACACGACACGAAAUUUAGAGCUAUAUGAAAGUUGCAUGCCAUAUAUGGCAUGCAGCAAAAAUGCAGUACGUUGAUCCUUGAUAACUGUGGUAUCGUUGGUUUUUCCUUUUUCGGCCGUACACCAGUGGAUUCAUCUCACCUCUCUUCAUUUUGAUAGUGUUUUGAGCCCAAAAGCCCAAAAAUAUUUUAUUUUGAACGUUUUUAAGGGCAGUUUAAUCCUAGCCGGCGGAAACGCCGGAAGUUUUAUUUGUAGACCGCAUGUAAUAGUACUGUGUCUGAUUGUAUAAGUCCUGAACUGGGUCAUUAUACUAACAGAAACUUUAAAACUGAGCCACCUACCUGCAAUACAAACCUAGCCAAUUUGAGAGCGGCAGCACUCUCUGUCUCUCUCCUUGACAAGCAAAAUCGACGGGUAUGAACAUUAAACUAAUAAAGUAGGGUGCAUGUUAUUUAUUGAUUGCCAUUGGGGCACAAUGCAAAUCAGUGGGAUAAUAAAUAACAUGGUAUUCACCUAAAUAAACAGAACACUGUUAUAUCUUGAUAUAAUUAAAAAAAGAGUGAACAAAACUGUAACUGAAAAGUUUAAUCUUCACUAGCCUUUCGCGCUUUUCCGCUUAGCUUGGAUACAACUAUGUGUUUUGCAUGUAUGUAUCAUAUACGAUAAUGUGCGUAUUUGUAUAGCCCCAGCGAGUUAACGCUCUAUGGAGCGUCUUGUUUAGUCUAAAAUCCAAACCACAAGUCAUGUUUAUUUUGAUGUUUUGAGUCUUCCUUGUUCUCAUUUAUUCUCAAAGAACAAACUUCGUCCUGAUUCAGCUCUGAACAUUGAAUAACUAGUCUUUUUAGAAGAUAUUUUAAGGUAAAAAAUGCAAUGUUCAACGUUCAAACUCUUGUGAAAACCGGCGAUCGGCCCGACCGGCGAAAAGUUUUUUACUCCAAUAUUUGGCGAUUUAUAAGUUCAUAUCCAGAGUUGUUUUGUAGUUACAACUGGUAAAUGUAUUCAAAGUGUUACUAACAGCAAAGGAAUUCAGUGAAACAGCAUCAUGCGCCGGCUCAAACUGUUUUAAAUUGUCAACAACAACAUGAAAACACACAAGUUUAUACGACUGAAAACGAAUAUAAAACUAUAUAGAAAAGCCAAAACGUUCAUACAUGUCACACAUAUCUUAUACCAAACGACCUACAAUCACCUGUUUUCUUGGCGUUAUCCUGACUUAGCAUGCAAAACUAAAUAUAUUUGCAUUUCUAAGCGGCAAGAGAACACAAAAAAUAUUUGAUAUUUCGACGAGACUAAAAACUUUUUUGUGCGUGUUUUUCUGGAGAUGCGCCUGCGAAAGCAUGUACGCGCAUGUCAAUUCAUUCAGAGGCGCCGGAGAAUCGAUAAUAGCGGGGGCAGAUAUUCAUAUAUUCGUGUUCACAGACUGUAAAAACAAUCGAUUUCAAAAGAAAUUAAUUGGGCAGAACACUACGAAUAUAUGAAUAUCUGCCCCCAAUUAUCGAUUCUCCGGCGCCUCUGAAUUCAUUGAUCCUGCAGAGUGUGAAAAACUUUGGCCGCGCGAAAUAAAACCGUGAUUAUUUCCAAAACGAGUUCGGUAAGGUACCCUGAAAAUUUGUACAUGAGUAGAUACAUACUUCAAGAUUUCAUGAUGGAAAAAUAAAAAAAAUUGUCGACAGAAACUGUCAAAAAAGUCGAAAUUUAAUUCUAAAGAAUUGAGUCGACAGAUUUUUUUUUAAACUUCCCAGAAAUGUUUCUCGACACUAACGUAACUGAUUUAUUAAAAAAAAUUGGGGUCACCGAACUCAUUUUUGAAAAAAACUCGAAAAACUGCGAUAUUUUCGGCUAUUUAGUGUUACCAUUAUUCGUUAUAGUUGUCAUGGAAACACGACUUUUAUCAGACGUUACAAUUAUAAGUGUUACAAUUAUAAGUAAAACUUAACCCUGUAAAAGCAUUUAAACAGAAAAUAUUCAACUUUUGCUCCAACUCAGCCAUGUUACAUGUACUUAAUUUCUAGGCAUAGUACUAGUCUUGCUUCUGACUACAGGCGGCCCAAUUAAUCUCGCAAGGGUCACUUUUGACUUAUAGUAAUGUAUAUUAUAGUAAAAAUUUGUCAUAAAAUAUAAAUUUUAAAAUGAAACGGACAAAAAAGGCUUUUGGAGCAGGCGGGCGGUGAACGCAAAUCAGAGACUUUCAUUCACAUGGCCUUUUAUAUAGAUACUUUUAAUGAUAUAUCUUAAUUAAGCAUAUUUUAGACACUCUACUUUUCAUGUAAUUACAUAUCUAUUUUUGUCUUGUAAUGCGCAGUAUAAAUUUGAGUAAUAAUAAUAAUAACAUGUAUUUGAUACUCCGUUUCAAUGGAUAAACAGAUGUGAGGCCAAGCUUUCUUCGCACUAGAAUUGAAGUUUCGACGCACGUUCUCGGUAUAGCACUACUUCCAGGAGUUUCAGCCGUACCUUGUUCUAUUAUCGUACGCUAUUCGUAUAUAAGGCAAGUCAUGUGGAGGAGGUGGUUAAAAAAAUCUAGUCUGUGGUUAAAUUGAUUCAGAAGGAUAUUUUAUUAAGGAAAAACCUGAAGCGUAGCUAUUUUUGAGAAGGUGUUAUAGAAGGACGGUGUGCUAUAAAAAUUUUAAAAACUCAACAAUUCAGGAGGAAAACACAAAGAAAAAUCAUAAGCGUGUCGUAUCUUUAUAUGUGAUAAAAAAUCAUGUUAAUUUACAUAAACUUUAGCUUUGAUUUUCACGGUUUAGACAAAGUUUAUUUUAAAAAUUACUUCGCCAGUGAACUCAUAUAACAUGAGUCCUUUUGUAAGCCAUUUAAAGCACUUGUAGUCGUAUUUUAUCAGAUAUAAAAACGUUUUAUAUCUGAUAAAACACUCCUACGCGUGCUUUAAAUAGUACAUAGAAACACAUAGGUAACUUACGUUUUUAGUGCUUUAUUAAUCACAUUUUGUCUUUUAUCAUCUGGAUAGUCUGACGUUAGACAGAGUAAAGUCUGGCGUUAGACAGAGUAAAAUAAUAAAGUAGGGCGCAUUGUCAAUUAAAGGGUUAACAGGAGGCACGGACAGAUAGUCUGAUUAACCCAUUGAAUGGCAGCACUCACCCCUGAAGAGUAAAAUCGUUUGGUGUUAGACAGAGUAAAAUAAUCUGGCGUUAGACAGAGUAAAAUAAUAAAGUAGAGAGCAUCUGAGCGCAUUGCCACUUAAAGGGUUAAUAGGUGCAUGGACCGAUAGUCUGAUUAACCCAUUGCCCAUUGAGUGGCAGCACUCUCCCCCCUGAAGAGUAAAUUCGACUGGGGUUAGACAGAGUGAAAUAAUAAAGUAGGGAGGAUCUGGGCGCAUUGCCACUUAAAGGGUUAAUUAAGAACUUACAUCCUGUUAUGAAAUUGUUGCAUGUUGAGUUUAUUUUUUGACAAAAUCGAAUAAUGAAUUGAUAAAAUACAGACCAUUAGUAUUGCGACUCUUGGCUCAAUAGUGUGUCCCUUAGGCCUUAGUUACUAGUUUACAAUGGAACCAGUGGCGUAACACUCAUUGGGUAGGGUCAGUUUAAAAACUAAGGGCCCCCGACAGUUAGGGGCCUCAUCAGCCACGGCCUAUAUUGCCGAGAAAAUUCGAAAACGUAAAAAAUGCAGGUUAAGAAGAGUCAAUGGGAAAAUGCAAAAUAAUAAAGCCUCCAUCGACAACGGAAGCUGACUUUUUUAUCCUAUCUCAAAUAAAACAAGACUUAUUCUCAUUAGUUGUUACAUGAGUUGGAGAUUGUUAUUGUUAUUGUUAUAGACACGGAAUUUCCCAGAACAUUCAAUAUAAAUAUAAUAUAAAUAUAAAUAUUCAAUAUAAAUAUAAUAUCUCAGUCAAACAAUGACAACAGUAUACAAGGCCCCCCACACCAAAUAUGCCUAAACUCUAAAAGGUCCAGACACACGCGUCGCGUUGUCGAAUCGCGUGUUUGGACCUUAAGGGCUCCCUCUUUCUCCGUUACGCCACUGAAUGGAACAAUGUUAUAGUUUUAGGGUUAUUUAACGAAUGUGUGUUCACUGUCAUGUUUGCAGGGUCAAAUAGUCCAACCUACUUUGCAGCCAUUUUAAACGACCAAAAGUUUCUUUAUUCAAUCCACAACAUAUUUCAGCCAUUCUAUGGCCUAUGGUAUGCGUACACUUGCUAAUUUUAACUUUUAAUUGGUUAUUUUAACUUAUUUGCACUGAAGGUGCACCAAAGGCAAAUUUUCAUCCUCAUUUUCAUUUGUUGUCAUUGAAAUUAAUUAUUAAAUAAAUAAAUGACUUUCAAAGUAAUAGUGUAUAUGACAUACAAUUUCUUAAUUUCUUGAAUGAAAGAACUAUUUAAGCUGUAGUGUAACUUUUUUUCAGUUUCUUGUUUUUUAUGGUUUGUUCCCGAGAUAUUUCAAUUUGUUUGAUAUGUAAAUUAGGGUGAAUAUGUCCGCUGAUGCCAACCAACGUGACGUCAUAAAUUAGCGGACAUAUUAACACUCAUUUACAUAUCAAACAAAUUGAAAUAUCUCGGGGAACAAACGAUAAAAACAAGAAACUGAAAAAUAAGUUACACUACAGCUCAAAGAGUUCUUUCAGUUAAGAAUAUAAGAAAUUUCGUGUCAUGUACACUUUAAGACACUAAUCCUAAGUUAGAUUAGUGUCUUAAAGCUCAAUGCCAGAAAAUCCUGUUUUGACUGCCACAUGAAGCACCUUCUUCACACUAUUCAAAUUGUGAUUUCUGAACAAUAAAAAAAUUUCGAUGUCAAUGUAUACAAAGGUUCACACAUUCAGCGAAAACUUUUCUGCGAGGCUGCGAUAUUCACCAUCCAACAAGACUACCACAUAUUGCGAAAAAUUGCCUUACUCUACGAAAAUGAUGUUUGGUUUCUUGUACGGUAAGUCCUUGCCAAUGGUUUGCGUAAAGAAAAGUGAAGCAUUCUUUGUAUCUUUGCAUGGCGAUGAGACAAUGUUUGUUUUGGGUUGUAGAAAACAACUUUUUUGUUGUAAAGCUUCUAUGUGUCACUGAUGAACAUUCGGGCUAGCGGUUCGAAAGCCUCCGAUAAUUAGUAUACGUGGUGUUUGUCACAAUGUCUGUAGUCAGUUAAUAUAUGUAGUCAGUUAAUUCUUAUAAAUACUGUGUAUUUUAUAGGUGAAUGUCGAACAAAGAUCGAUGCUGUAAUAUAUCUGGCAAAUGGCGACCUUUACUUCAUACGUAAAGACUUGGUUUGGAAAUAUGACAGCACCGCUGACUAUGUCUACACUGGCUUUCCAAAAAAAAUCAACGAUGAAUUUCCAUCAAUUUCCGGACCAAAAAUACCAUCAGAUCUUGACUGUGCUUCACGUUAUGUAAACGAGCAGAACUCCAUAGACUUCUUCUUUGUCAAAGGUGAUCAAGUGUACAUCUACGACGUAAUAGGAAAGAAAAUUACGGUUAAAACCACCGCAGGAUUUUGGCCUUCACGUGGAAAAGUACCUGGAAUACCCAAAGAGGUUCCUGUAGCUGUAUCUAUCACGAAAUUUCCAGUAGGUACGUGGAUUUUUAAAGGUGAUUAUGCUUGGAAAUAUGAUGAUUAUCCAAAAAGAGAAAUCCGAUCUGGAUUUCCCAAAAACAUCACAACGUCACAGUGGAAUGGACUUCCCAAGGAUGUCGACGAUGGAUUCUUUGAUCAAAACAAUUAUAUGUUUUACUUCUUUAAAGACACACAAUACUAUGAAAGUACAUUUGUUGCAGCACUUCGUCCCAAGACCAAGCCUUACGUUCUUCCGCGUGGUUAUAUUCAUCAAAAAUGGAAAGGGAUUUGUUCUGAUAAAUAUUAAGUAUGUAGAUAAGAUAAGAUAAGAUAAGAUUUAAUUAUGCCUCCCUGGGCAACUCAUGCAUCUAAGAAAAUUACAGAAAUAUAAAUCUUACAGUAAUAUAUAUUACAAUUAUUAAAAAUUAGAAACAAGAAAUAUGUCUUCGCAUAGCAACCUCUGGAUGCAAUUUAAGAUAAGUAACAUGGUCAUUCUUAUCCGGAAUUCUGUUAAAGAUUUCUAGCGAUAAAUACCAAUAUCCGUGACGAGAAUCCGGGUUAUAACUUUUUAGAUCAUCAAGUCCUGCCUUAAAGGCGUUUACACUAGGUGCAUACUUAACAGAGUUUGGUAAAUUGUUCCAAUACUUAAUUACUCUUACGCUAAAACAAUCCAACGCAAAUCUGGUCCUACAGGAUGAUACAUUGCAUAAAUUACGAGUACUAUAAUGCAAAUUAUGGUUAAACAUUUGAUGGCCAUAGUUAACAUGUCCGUUAAUAAUCUUGUAUGCUUCAAUAAGAUCACCCCGCAUUCUACGUUCGAGAAGUGUUGUCAGUCCCAGCUUUUGAAGUCUCUCACUAUAGCUGAGAAAACCCAUACCAUGAAUUAUUCUAGUAAAAUCCCUUUGACAUUUUUCAAUUGCCAUAAUUAUACUCCAAUUACCAUGCUUUGCUACCGGGGACCAAACUUGCACACAAUACUCCAGAUGGGGCCUCACAAAGGCCUUGUAAAGAGGAACCAACACUUCAUGUUUACGAGAUACAACAUUUCUCUUGGCCUUUCCGAUUCCUUCUCGAAUAUGAUCAUCAAAUAAGGACUUCCCGGCAGACCAGGUUACCCCCAAAUCCUUUUCUUUCUGUACACUUUUUAGUUGAAUACCAUCCAAUGUAUAGCCAUGUUGCGGAUUGCUCUCUCCGAUGUGAAGUACACCACACUUUUCCACAUUAAAUUUCAUCUGCCAUAUUUCUGACCACCUACUGAGAC